Cucurbita moschata (crookneck pumpkin) is the source of this 1220-nucleotide messenger RNA. Its product is annotated as dof zinc finger protein DOF3.4-like. The record is from RefSeq and is a predicted model, not a curated record. Gene Ontology annotation, molecular function: DNA-binding transcription factor activity; DNA binding. Bases 378 to 1130 code for a protein of 250 amino acids. Lineage: Eukaryota; Viridiplantae; Streptophyta; Magnoliopsida; Cucurbitales; Cucurbitaceae. Gene Ontology annotation, biological process: regulation of DNA-templated transcription. The transcript has a single exon.
GUUGAAAUAGUGGAAGAAAAAAGAGAGCAAUAAUAAUAAUAUAGAGGAAGAAGGGGGAGGGAGGGGGAGGGAGGGAGCAUAAGAGUAUGAGAAAGCUGCGGCUGCCGCUGCAAAUGGCAGAGAGUAGAGAGAGAUUAAAAGAAGAAUAGGGUUAGGCCUACGUAGCCGACCCGCAACGACCCGACCACACCUCUGAAUAUUGUCCUCCUCCACAGUCCACACACACCACAACACUCCUCCUCUUAAAGCUGUUCUUGUUUUUGUCUCUCUCUUUUAUCUCUUCCCCUUAUAAUCCCCAAUUCCCCCCCUUCCCCCUCUCUGCAUUUUCAAAUUACCCUCUUCCUUCUUCCAAUUUCUCUUCAAUUUCUCUCGAUUCGAUGCCUUCAGACGCCGGCGACCACCUCAAGACCGCCACCAAGCCCCUUGCCUCUGGCGGCCUUUGCCCUCCUCCGGAACAAGAGCACCUCCCUUGCCCACGCUGUGAUUCCACUAACACCAAGUUCUGUUACUAUAAUAACUAUAAUUUCUCUCAGCCAAGGCAUUUCUGUAAGUCCUGUCGUCGUUAUUGGACCCAUGGUGGGACCCUUCGCGACAUUCCCGUUGGCGGUGGCAGCCGGAAGAAUGCCAAGCGUUCUCGUACCUGCAUUCCCGCGGCGGCGGCGGCGGCGACGUCGGUUGUUUCUUCUUCAUCUGGGUCUUUGACUAAUUCUGUUUCUCAGCUCGAUCAUCACUCGUUGCCGGCGACUCCGUUUCUGGUGCCGCUCGUCGGUGGCCACAGUGGAGGACUGCAGUUCGGCGGCGGCGGAGGAGGGGAGUUGAAGGCUGGUGGGAAUAUGUGUGGGAGCUUUACGUCGUUGUUGAACAAUCACGCGCCUGGGUUUUGGAGUUUGGGCGGGUUCGGGCUUGGACUCGGGUCUGGGUUCGAAGAUGUGGGCUAUGGAGCGGCUAGUUCUAGGGUGGCUUGGCCAUUUCUCGGUCUGGGAGACGGCAGUACUGGAGUCGGCGGCCACGGCGGAGCGGCGAACACGUGGCAGUUUGAGAAUGGAGACGCCGCCGGUUUUGUGGGGGCUGCGGAUUGUUUGUCUUGGCCGGAAUUGGCAAUUUCCACUCCAGGAAAUGGGCUCAAAUGAUAAAUAUUUUUAAAAAGAUUUUUCGUUUUUUCUUUUUGGGUUGGUGAAAAAAUGUGGGUUAAAAGGUUAAAUUUCUGUGUUAUGGAGGGG